This is a messenger RNA of Artibeus jamaicensis (Jamaican fruit-eating bat), 2724 nucleotides long. RefSeq names its product Holliday junction recognition protein (gene HJURP). Gene Ontology annotation, biological process: CENP-A containing chromatin assembly. Gene Ontology annotation, molecular function: histone binding. The coding region runs from base 68 to 2134 and encodes 688 amino acids. The transcript is spliced from 9 exons. The record is from RefSeq and is a predicted model, not a curated record. Gene Ontology annotation, cellular component: chromosome, centromeric region. Lineage: Eukaryota; Metazoa; Chordata; Mammalia; Chiroptera; Phyllostomidae.
ACAAGGCGCGGUUCUAAAGCUCCCAGUCCUCCUUUCCUGCGGGAGACAAGGUGCGGAAGAGCGCGCCAUGGAAAACGGGGUCUUGGGGGACGACGAGCUGCUGCAGAAGCUCAGGGACAGCCGCCGCCGCUUCCAGAGGCACAUGCAACAGCUUCUCAAGAAGUACAACCAAGCCUUCGAGGAUGCUCCGGUGGUGCAAAUGUCCACGCUGACCUACGAAACGCCCCAAGGAUCUCGAGUGUGGGGUGGAGGGCUAGUAAAGAAAAGGGAUGAAGGCCAAAUCCAGGGCUCCCCCGAGGAGACGGCCGGCAGGAGUGAUGGCCCCGUGCAGUCCGUGGCUGGAGGGGACGGGCCGCCCACGCCCGGCGCUCAGGACCUGGGACUGGAUUGGAGAAGCGGUGAUGCCGAUGUCACUUUACACCAGCAGGGUCUGUCUGCCUCGGCCUCGCCGGCCGCAGGACCGUGGAGCCCUCUGAAAGACGAGCUGAGAAGGAAGUACUUGAGCCAGGCGGACCCGCUGCUGCAGGGCUUGGAGGUAACCCGAUACACCGACUGUGGAGGUGGAAAUGACACGCAUGGGACCCUGGCCCCGCCUCCCAGGCCCGCCCACGACAUGACCGUGGUGCUCAGAGAUGACAGUGUCUCCUGGCGAGAGACCAGUGGUCACAGUGUCACCAGCAGCCAGUCCUUUGCAGCUGCCGACGACCUCUGCAACGUGACCGUCAGCGACCUGUACGCGGGCAUGCUGCACUCCAUGAGCCGGCUGCUGAGCGCCAGGCCCUCGUGCGUCAUCUCCACCAAGACCUUCAUCAUUCAGGGCCGGGGCUCCCGGCGGAGGCCCGGGGGCAGGAGCAGGGCAAACAGGACUUUCUGCCGGGGCAGCAGGCCCACGUGCAGGGGGCCCCAGGAGAGGCCCAGGCCACAACCUGAGCCUGUGAGAGGGGGGGGCGCCCUGAGAGAGUGCCAGAACUUCCGAAGCCUUUCUGGCCAGGAGGCGGGAUUAAAAUUGGAAAAAGCUUCUUUUGAAGUAAACAAACUCCAAUUCUGGAAGGAGCUUAAGGGAACACCCCGGAAGCUGUCUUCAUGGGCUCACGGAGACUGCAGUGGGGUGUAUCGUCUUAAUCAGGAAAAGCGAUUAAUGACAUUAAAGUGGUUAAUUUCUCCUGUAAAAAUCAUUCCCAGACCAAGAAUGCUGCAGGGCGAGAGGGGAGGUCAUCACGGGGAUCUCAAAAGCAGAUUUGAUAAACUCUAUCAGGAAUAUUGUCUAAGCCCCAGGAAGCAGCAGAGUCCGACCUUCCCGCUCAGCUCCUCUGGGGUCCAUGUGCACAGAGGGGCUUCCGUGAGUCCAGGUGGCCCCCAGGAAUUAGAAACCCACCGGCCAAGUAGACCUUUCAGCAAAGCAAAAGCUAAGAGUCUGAAUGAGGCUUUUGAAAACCUGGGCAAACGAGCUCUUGAAGCAGGAAGGUGGCUGCCAAAAGGUGAUUCCUCUCUAGCCCUUUCCAAGGCUGAGUUGUCAGGACACUGGAAGCCAACCACUGAUCUUUUUCAAGGAAAUCACCUUGGAAAAUUUAGGAAGUCAGCAUCACUCACCAAAGCUUUUUCAGUACCCGGGGUCCAGCCCCUAGGCACUUCAAGAGACCAUUACGAGGAAAUUAAAGAGAAAUUUGACGAGCUCCACCGGAAGUCUUGUGGAAUAUCGGCUCAGGGGACAGAGGUGCCCUUCUGUCCUGGAGCAUCUCCAGGUAUAGCCAGUGUGCAAGUUCAGAAUCCAAAAGACUUCUUAGAAAAAUUAAAUCCAGACUCUGGCCACCAGGGGCCCCCAAAGUUGCCAUCGACGCCCCAGCGCAGGCUAAGAAGUCCACUGGACUCCAGCACAGUUGAGGUUCACCCGGACCCAUGGUUGGCCCUGGUGGCCAGAUGCAGCUCGUCCCCGGAGACAAAAAGACUGCGACUGUCCGACCCCGGGCUGUGUGGGAGCAGGGCCGACGGCCGGGGUCCCUGUCACACGGUCAGCAGGGCCGUCCCGGGGCCCGAGGAGGAGGUCCACAGGGAAAAAAGAGGAAAGAAGAGCACGUCUUUUGGGAUGGAUGAUCAGGGCUUUUGUGUUAGAAAAUGCGAAGCUAAUAAUCUAUAGAGUUAAAGAGUAUUUUCCCUCUUCCUUAUUCUCUGUGUGUGUAAUUCUCAAGAAUGUUAGAACUUGCUUCAGUUUUCUGAUCUUCAAAUCUCAGUGAAAUCGGUUUUGUUGAGAUGAAUCUGAGUUCUUGGUGUAGAAAUUAUUGGAAUAAAGUUGCAUGGUUAGAAGUAUUAAUGUUAUGCUUUAUAGGUCUGUUUUGCUCGUGUGUUCUGUGCUAAGUCUAGACAUGAGUGGAUUUUCCAUCUCCCUGGAGAAACUGUUUGCUAUGAAGCCUAAGUUUAAGCCCUGAAAGAUAUAGCUGCUUAGUCUUUUAAAUCCAGACCCACCGGACUGGCACAUUCCAGAUCAGGAGGUAGCACACGGAAAUGUAAUUCACCCAUAAAAAGUAAUGUUCCGCGUUUUUAGAGGCAAGCAUGCUGCGUUUAAACAGCCUGUGACACCCCUGGGCACCCCGGCAGCCGCACGGCGCCUGAGCCACCGCAGGGACCCCCCUGGCGCCGCUGGCAGAGCCUCUCGUGCAGUAAAAUGUUUCAGGUGUUCGGGGCACUGUGAGCAGGCCCACGCCGAGUGAUUGUUUCAUUGCCACGUGU